Microcebus murinus (gray mouse lemur) is the source of this 5344-nucleotide messenger RNA. The record is from RefSeq and is a predicted model, not a curated record. Lineage: Eukaryota; Metazoa; Chordata; Mammalia; Primates; Cheirogaleidae.
CGCAGCGGCUGCUCCUUCCCGGCUCCAGCUUCUGCUGCUCACGCUCCUCCUCCCGCUCCGCACUCCCCCAGCCCGCCGCGGCCCGGUACCAACGUGGUCCCGCCAAGGGAGCCGUGGUGCCUCGUGCUCCCGGGACGGCGGUGGUGUGCGCUCGCGGCGCUUGGCACUAGGCAUGGCGAUGGAUCAAGUGAACGCGCUGUGCGAGCAGCUGGUGAAAGCGGUGACGGUCAUGAUGGACCCCAGCUCCACCCAGCGCUACCGGCUGGAAGCCCUCAAGUUUUGUGAAGAGUUUAAAGAAAAGUGCCCUGUCUGUGUCCCUUGUGGCUUGAAGUUGGCUGAAAAAACACAAAUUGCCAUCGUCAGACAUUUUGGUCUUCAGAUCCUGGAACACGUUGUCAAGUUUCGAUGGAACGGCAUGUCUCGAUUGGAGAAGGUCUAUCUGAAGAACAGUGUCAUGGAGCUGAUUGCAAAUGGAACAUUGAACAUUUUGGAAGAGGAGAACCAUAUUAAAGAUGUUCUAUCUCGAAUUGUAGUAGAAAUGAUCAAGCGAGAGUGGCCACAGCAUUGGCCUGACAUGUUAAUAGAAUUGGAUGCUCUUUCCAAACAAGAGGAAACACAGACAGAAUUAGUGAUGUUCAUCCUUUUGCGACUGGCAGAGGACGUAGUGACAUUUCAGACACUUCCCCAUCAAAGAAGAAGGGAUAUCCAGCAAACGUUAACCCAGAACAUGGAAAGGAUCUUCAGUUUUCUACUGAACACGCUUCAAGAAAAUGUAAACAAGUACCAGCAAGUGAAGACAGAUUCUUCUCAAGAGUCCAAGGCUCAAGCAAACUGUCGAGUAGCAGUUGCAGCAUUGAAUACUCUAGCAGGCUAUAUUGACUGGGUGUCUGUGAGUCACAUUACUGCUGAAAACUGUAAACUCCUGGAGAUGCUGUGCCUGCUUCUGAAUGAACAGGAACUUCAGUUGGGAGCAGCUGAGUGUCUUCUCAUUGCAGUCAGCAGAAAAGGCAAGUUGGAAGACCGGAAGCCCUUGAUGGUGUUAUUUGGAGAUGUUGCCAUGCAUUACAUACUCUCUGCUGCACAGAUUGCUGAUGGAGGAGGCUUGGUAGAAAAACACUAUGUCUUCCUGAAGAGACUCUGCCAGGUGUUGUGUGCACUGGGCAAUCAGCUGUGUGCAUUGCUGGGUGCAGAUUCUGAUGUAGAAACACCAGCGAACUUUGGGAAAUACCUGGAAUCUUUUCUUGCUUUCACAACUCACCCAAGUCAGUUUCUGCGCUCUUCAACUCAGAUGACUUGGGGAGCCCUUUUCCGUCAUGAGAUACUAUCUCGUGAUCCUUUGCUAUUACCAAUGAUACCGAAAUAUCUUCGUGCUUCUAUGACUAAUUUGGUCAAGAUGGGCUUUCCUUCUAAAACAGAUAGUCCCAGCUGUGAAUAUUCUCGAUUUGAUUUUGACAGCGACGAGGACUUCAAUGCUUUCUUCAAUUCCUCCCGGGCCCAACAAGGAGAGGUGAUGAGGUUGGCAUGUCGUUUGGAACCCAAGACUAGCUUCCAGAUGGCUGGGGAAUGGCUAAAGUAUCAGUUAUCAACUUCUGCUGAUGCUGGAUCCAUGAAUUCAUGUUCUCCUGCCACUGGAACUGGAGAAGGAAGCCUGUGCUCCAUCUUCUCCCCUUCAUUUGUGCAGUGGGAAGCCAUGACCUUUUUCUUGGAAAGUGUGAUCAACCAAAUGUUUCGGACAGUAGAUAGAGAGAAAAUUCCUGUUAAUGAUGGAAUAGAGUUGUUGCAGAUGGUCCUAAACUUUGACACCAAGGAUCCCCUCAUUCUGUCUUGUGUCCUCACUAACGUCUCAGCACUCUUUCCAUUUGUUACCUACACACCAGAAUUCCUGCCCCAGGUCUUCUCAAAGCUAUUUUCAUCUGUCACUUUUGAAACUGUUGAAGAAAGUAAGGCCCCCAGAACCCGGGCAGUAAGGAAUGUGAGGAGGCAUGCUUGUUCCUCUAUCAUCAAGAUGUGCCGUGACUACCCCCAGCUCGUGCUGCCUAAUUUUGACAUGCUUUAUAACCAUGUGAAGCAACUCCUCUCCAAUGAGCUACUUCUGACACAAAUGGAAAAGUGUGCCCUCAUGGAAGCCCUGGUUCUCAUUAGCAACCAAUUCAAGAACUAUGAGCGUCAGAAGGUGUUCCUAGAGGAGCUGAUGGCACCAGUGGCCACCAUCUGGCUUUCUGAAGACAUAUGCAGAGUGCUGUCAGAUGUUGAUGCUUUUAUUGCCUAUGUGGGUGCAGAUCAGAAGAGCUGUGACCCAGGCCUGGAGGAUCCCUGUGGCUUAAACCGUGCACGAAUGAGUUUUUGUGUAUAUAGCAUUCUGGGUGUUGUGAAACGAACUUGUUGGCCCACUGACCUAGAAGAGGCCAAAGCUGGGGGAUUUGUGGUGGGUUAUACACCAAGUGGAAAUCCAAUCUUCCGUAACCCCUGCACAGAGCAGAUUCUCAAACUUCUUGACAAUUUGCUUGCCCUAAUAAGAACCCACAAUACUUUAUACUCAACAGAAAUGCUAGCCAAAAUGGCAGAGCCUUUCACGAAAGCUCUGGAUAUGCUUGAAGCAGAAAAAUCUGCUAUAUUAGGAUUACCUCAGCCUCUCUUGGAACUCAAUGAUGCUCCUGUCUACAAAACGGUCUUGGAAAGAAUGCAGCGUUUCUUCUCCACUCUCUAUGAAAACUGUUUUCAUAUCCUAGGGAAGGCAGGCCCUUCCAUGCAGCAAGACUUCUAUACCGUGGAGGACCUUGCCACCCAGCUGCUCAGCUCAGCCUUCAUCAACUUGAACAAUAUUCCUGACUACCGACUCAGACCCAUGCUUCGGGUCUUUGUGAAGCCUCUGGUGCUCUUCUGUCCCCCAGAGCACUAUGAAGCCCUGGUAUCUCCCAUUCUUGGACCUCUUUUCACCUACCUCCACAUGAGGCUUUCCCAGAAAUGGCAAGUCAUCAACCAGAGGAGCCAGCUGUGUGGAGAAGAUGAGACUACAGAUGAAAAUCCAGAGUCUCAAGAGAUGCUGGAAGAACAACUGGUGAGGAUGUUAACUCGAGAAGUCAUGGACCUAAUCACGGUUUGCUGUGUUUCAAAGAGAGGUGCUGACCACAGUACUGCUCCCCCUGCAGAUGGAGAUGAUGAAGAGAUGAUGGCCACAGAUGGCCCCUCAGCCAUGGCAGAGCUCACAGAUCUGGGCAAAUGUCUGAUGAAGCAUGAGGAUGUUUGUACAGCGCUACUAAUUACAGCCUUCAACUCCUUGGCCUGGAAGGAUACUCUGUCCUGUCAGAGGACAACCACACAGCUCUGCUGGCCUCUCCUCAAACAAGUGCUGUCAGGGACGCUGCUCGCAGAUGCCGUUACAUGGCUUUUCACCAGUGUGCUGAAAGGCUUACAGACGCAUGGGCAGCACGACGGGUGCAUGGCUUCUCUGGUCCACCUGGCCUUCCAGAUAUAUGAAGCACUGCGCCCAAGGUACCUGGAGAUAAGAACUGUUAUGGAGCAAAUUCCUGAAAUACAGAAAGACUCUCUGGACCAGUUUGACUGCAAGCUUUUGAACCCCUCCCAGCAGAAAGUGGCUGACAAGCGCCGGAAGGACCAAUUUAAACGCCUCAUUGCUGGUUGCAUUGGGAAACCCUUGGGAGAGCAGUUCCGAAAAGAAGUUCACAUUAAGAAUCUUCCAUCACUUUUCAAAAAAACAAAGCCAAUGCUGGAGACAGAGGUGCUGGACAAUGACAUGGGCAGCCUCGCCACCAUCUUUGAACCCUGAAUCAAGCUUUUGGGCAUCCUUCCUGCCUUUAUCGUCAUCUCUUCUUCCCCUCCGUAGCUAAUGUCUAGGCCCUUCUCACACUGCCACCUCACUUCCCACCAUUGUCAGCCUGGAGAGAUCCGGGUCUGGAGCUAGAGAGAGUGGGCCUGUGCAGGGCCAGAAGUAAUUAUACUUAAGUAUCAAGAGAGGGAGUUAGGGCUUACACUGUUCUGUCUACAUGUCCCAGGUAGUUCCUAGUCUACUUGGAGUUUUGGCUUUUCCAAAAAAAGCUAGAGCAGAGCAGCCCUUCUCCCCAAGCCCUCCCACCUCCAUGCAGCCACACACCUAUGCAGAAUGGUAACUAGGGGUGCUGUACCCAACACUGCAACUAGCUGGGCUUGCGGCAAGGUAUCAGCCUUCACUUACUUGUGCCAGACUUUAUCCUGAACCACUCGCUACAAGUAUCCCUGAGCCCCCUUCUGCAGAGCUGGCAGCAAACCAUCCCCACUCCCUAGGGGCAUGCUUGGGUUGGGUACUAAGUGCUGAAGUAAAUUUGGCCAGUUCCCUCUACUUCAUUUUGGGCAAGAAUUUGGUCACCUGAUGGGAUCCGUGGUAUGGGCUACUGCUAAACUCUGGGCACGGUAUCAAGUGUAGAACCUCCAAGGACCAGAACUGGGCAGACUUUAGUGCUGACAUCCCCCUUGGACCUCACACAUCUUAUCCUUCCAUCAAUGACCCCUCAGUCUGCUUAGCCCCACCUUGGGGUACACUCAGGCAGAAGAGCCACAGUACCCUAUCUAAUGUCAUAUGACAGCAUUGUCAUCAAAGAAUAAUCCAGACUAGCUAGGCUGUAUCUGUGACAAAUAGCUAGCAAAGCAACUAUUCUCUUCCUAGGACUAUCUGAGUCCAGGUGCCUUCCAAAAUUUCAUGGGCCCUGGUUACUUUUCUCAAGGGCCAUUUCCAAAAGAAAAAAUAUGCUUUCCCAUCAUAACCUGUACUGAGUCCAUUCUAGAGGUCACUGGAAGGCCCUGUAAGCAGAGGACAUGGAUAUGGGCCCUAGCCCUGAGAUGAUUACUGGUGACCGUAAGACAGGAUUAUUCCAUACAGAGACCACAGAGUGGUCCAUGUACUCUAAACAGACAUGUCUGUCAUCUCUCUGAUCCCCUGACAAGAGGAUUUCAGUGAGAGCCAGAGUGGACUAAAGCUAUAACUUUUAGCUGGUGCAGGCUAUAGGCAGGGUUAAGGCUAGAAGGAAGCGAAGUAGGGAAGCACAGCUUAGGAGUCUCAUGUUGCAGCUCUCUGCUACCCAGACUUGCACCUGCUCUCUUCCUGUGUGGUGCUUGGGGUUUCUGUAGAUUGUGAAAGCGAUCUCAAAGAGUGUUUCCCUCCAAACUUGAUAGCUGCCUGCUCUUCUCUCUGGUUGGGGCUGUGGAGGGUGUAGUUAUAUUUAUUGUGUUGUAAUAUUUUUAACAUCCUGUGACUUCAUGCUAGAUAUUUUCUAUUGUUUAUAGAAACUUUUUGUAGAAACAUUAACUCUAAAGCACAUCUGCAUGUCAGUAAAAAUCUCAAUUUCAUACA